Molecule: messenger RNA, 1376 nt
Organism: Sclerotinia trifoliorum
Lineage: Eukaryota; Fungi; Ascomycota; Leotiomycetes; Helotiales; Sclerotiniaceae
Source: the annotation of a GenBank genome assembly
GGAUAAGCAGCAGCGACUAGCUUGAUCAUAAAGAUGAGUACAAUAAAGCCUGCCAUAUCGGAGGGAUGCGGAUGCAACAUUGGUCAUUCUGCAUAAUGCUGUGUCCACACUAUAUAAUUUUCCUAUUUAUCUCUGACUAAGUACCACUUUCGAUUUCCCAUUCCCUCUCACAUCUCUACCCUCAUUGUGAUUUCCAUUCGCAGAUUUCUAAACACAGUUUGAGAUGUCAUACCCACCUCUUCCUCUGCCAAAUGGUAAAUCCUAUGGUCUAGUAUUUGCAUCCUAUUCUAACAAUAGAUAGGCCAAAAUUUUACACCUACCUUGCAUAGCACCUCUUACCCCGCCAUUGACUCCUCGACAAAAUCCGACCACAGCAAACAUAUAGUUUUUAUAACAGGUGCUUCGAAAGGUGUCGGCAGAGCCACAGCUAUAUCAUUCGCAAAAGCUGGUGCUGAAGGAAUUGCAAUUGGUGCACGAUCAGAUCUCUCUUCACUCGAGACAGAAAUCCAGGGGGCAGCAAAGGCAGCAGGAAAGACCUCUCCCAAGGUCUUGCCAAUCAAGCUUGACUUGCUUAAUCACCAGAGCGUCAAAGAUGCAGCUCAAGAGGUUGAGAAAACCUUCGGACGAUUGGACAUUUUGAUCAAUAAUGCCGGAUACCUAGCGGCCAGUCAAUCAAUAACUGAUUCUGAUCCUGAUGAUUGGUGGCAGACAUUCGAAGUUAAUAUACGUGGAGUUUAUUGGAUGACUCGUGAAUUUCUCCCCUUGAUGUUUAAGGGCGGACUAAAGACAAUUGUCAAUGUAGCUAGUACCGGAGCCAAUUCAUUGCGACCUGGAGCUAGUGGAUAUCAGACCUCGAAGUUUGCAUUACUGAGAUUCACCGAAUUUACGAUGACUGAGUAUGCAGAAAAAGGAAUGUUGGCUUAUUGUGUACAUCCGGGUGCUGUCGAUACAGAAAUGGCAAAGAAAUUACCAGCAUAUCUUCAUAAAGGUAUAGUUGUGCUUUCCGUGCCAUAAAUUGACCAAGCCAAGGUCUCUGCUAAUAUUUAAAUAGUCCUGCGAGAUGCUCCGGAAGUUGCGGGUGAUUCCAUGUGCUUUUUAUCACAAGAGAGGAGGGAAUGGUUAGCUGGCAGGUAUAUAAAUUGCACCUGGGAUAUUCCAGAGUUCCUUAGCAAAGAAAAAGAAAUCGUGGAAAAUGACAAGUUGAAGGAGAGAAUGCUAUUCUAACGAGAGACUCUUCGAGCAAUUACUCAAAUGAGCGGUCUAAACAUUGGUCGAUGGUCUAAUACUUUAGAAUUUAGAGCUAGCUCCUUAGAACAUUGCUGGACUAUGACAUUUGCGAAUAUAGAAAACUUCUAUGAACAAAUCAACUUUGGAAG